Pelobates cultripes (western spadefoot toad) is the source of this 2720-nucleotide messenger RNA. The record is from the annotation of a GenBank genome assembly. Lineage: Eukaryota; Metazoa; Chordata; Amphibia; Anura; Pelobatidae.
UGAUUAAUAGGUUUGCUGCAUUCCUGAACUAUACAAACACCUAAUGUUGCUAACAACAUUGUGUAUUUGUUUUUCCAUAAUAACACGUUCCUUGUUCAGUUGUGUGUUUCUAAACAUGCAAGGCAAUGAGGAACAUUUAACCAAAGGGCUAAAGGUUGAUGUUUGCAAAACAAUGAUCUUCUGCAGCCCAUUCUACUUCCCUGACAACAUACAAUUGAAGCCAUAACUUGUUCUUACAACAAAUGAGAACAGGUCCACACGAGCCCUGCAAAUGCCAUUAGGUGAAAAUACCUACAGUUGCUGCUUGAACACAUACAGAAAAAGAGAUCCUAACCUUAUCUGGUUCACAGGUGAUCAUAAUGGCAGAUAAGAAAAUAAGAGAGGCAGAGAAGUCUCCUAUGACCAUAUCAUUUAAUGCCAAGGAGGAAAGUCUGCUUAAAAAGAAAAUUCUAGCAUUGGAGUCUAUGAAGAAGCAAGCAGCAGAUUCACUGAGCCUUGAUCAAAAGGUUCUCUACAAUCGAUUUACCUUGAAGCUUAGAAGGUCAGAAUUAGCACAUGCUAGACUAGUUGGGAACAAAGCCAUGAUCAAACAUCUGACCAAUUUAAAUUUUAAUACUAUCCUGGAUGCUGAAUCUGGAAAGGAACUGAGAAAUAUACUGAAAAAUGGCAAGCCUCUAAGAGCAGCAUCUGCACCUUGUAGGCCACUAUCCAUGAUGUCCUUCAAGUCAGAUAAAGAUAUGAGAUACGUAAAAGAUGGCCAAGUAACAAAUCGUGAAUUAUUAGAUUUUGGUCAUUUUAAAACCAAUAGAAAAUCUCACAGACCACAUCAUAGAUUCUAUUCUGCACCUGGAAUUAGACAAACUGGACAAAAGCAAGUUCAGAUCCAUGAUUUCAGGGAAGAUGAAUGUGAGCACACAAACCUGAUCAUGACUGCUCCCCCUCAUUUACAAACAAAUCCCACGACAACAAAUGAAGCUAUUCUGAGCGAUGGCGAAAGUUACACAGAAACUCUGAAGAUCAAAGAAGUGCCAGAAACAUUUUCAAUCACCGUAGAUAAAGCUAAACAUGAAAUGCACGGGCCAGAAAACUCAAGCCGGGUAAGAAAAAGAUCUAAAAGCACCACUUUUCAUUCUGUCGGUGAUAGAGACAAACUUGACCUCUCAUUGGAAUCAAAGUUAAAAAUCACAUCCGAUAAAGACAUGGACUCUAAAAACAAGGUUAAACUGUUUGUGGAAAAGAUACAAUCCCUACAGCAACAAGACUCAACAUUAAAGGACUACUAUUCUCAGAGAAUGUUGGCCGGGGCAAAGAAAAAAGACAUCUCAACCCUGAGCGACGAAGUAGAAGAGCAGAGACAAUGGAUGCCUUCAGGAGAAGAGAGGCAACAAAGAAGUAUGACAAUAAAGAAAUUGGAUCGAAAUUUCACGAGAAAAGAUAUACCUAUUGAUAUUUUGUUUAUGGAGCAAUAUAAUUCAUUGCUAACCAAAGAAAAUUUCACUGUAAGACGCUGGUUCAACAAUAAUCCUUAUUUGCCUGCCACACAAGUUCAGUUGUCUGGCUAACAUCGUGUUCUUUUGUAUGUGGAAUAAUGCUGUGUUUCACUGUAUUUAGGUAGAUUGUGUUGACUCUAGAAUAUUGUAAGCAUUCAUAGUGCAUGUGCUGCCUCGGGAUCUAAUGCAGAAAAAUAAUCUUUAACAUUGAUUAUAUUCUAUUUUGCUGAAAAUAUAAUAUAAAUUAUAUAGCCAUGAUGUUGUAGAUUUUGAUCUCCAUGAUAGAUUGCUAUAGUUAAAAACUCGCUCUACCUUUUCGCUAUCCCUGCUAUGCCCCUUUUGUCAAAAGCUUUUGGGGCUGCUAUCAUCAGGGAUUUUGUUACUGGUUUGAACCAAAAUAUCAUAUAACCUGUUUUUCCUGGUUUUAAGUUCAUCAUUUCACGUGUGACACGUGUAACAUUAAAUUGUUAGACCUGUCUAGAUUUGUACAAGUUCACCUUGGAUUUAGCAAACAUGCUCCUUGUCAUUAAUCCAUGUGAGUGAAUAUAUCCUGGAAUGGUUUGAUUAAUAGAGUGAAUCCUGUAUCGCCGUCUCUAAUAUAUAAACGGAAGCAGAGUUAUAUAUAAUGCACUGUCGGGGUUAUUUACUAAGAAUGCAAAGGGAAUUUCAAAUUUAAAGUCAGAGUAGUUGAAACUGAAAGUAUAGCUGAAUUAGAGAUGUUUUUUUCACUGCAGCUAAAAUGUGAACUUCCCUCUGAAUGAUCACUUUAGGAAAAAAACUUUGUGUGAUUAGUACAUCGUGCACAGUUACAUGUUGUAUGCGAAGCUUUUAACAUGGCAUUAACAUUACUUGUCAACAAUUUAGUGAAAUUACAUUUGGAAAUUUUGAUGCUAAACUAAUGGUAAUAUUUAAUUUCUCUGUUAAUUGUUACUGGAUCAAAGGUCCAGUAAAUUAUUAAAUUUAAUUAAAUCCCAACCAUUUUCAUCCACCUUUAUAUCUGCCAUAUCACAGCUUUGUCUCUUAUCCUUAUCCUUUUCUGUUUUUACCUUUCUCACCCUAAUAGUUAUUUAAUUAUAAACCAUCACCUGAUUUUUUUUUUUGUAUGCGGUUCCCUUACCCAAAUUAUCUUCUUAGGAGCAGACGAUCCUUAAAGGAGCACUCCAAGUACCAUAACCACUAUUUCAAAUAGAGAGUCAGAAGCUCAUAAGCAGGAGCUUUUAUUAGCUCUCC